Mizuhopecten yessoensis (Yesso scallop) is the source of this 4025-nucleotide messenger RNA. Its product is annotated as collagen alpha-3(VI) chain-like. Bases 108 to 2585 code for a protein of 825 amino acids. The transcript is spliced from 7 exons. Lineage: Eukaryota; Metazoa; Mollusca; Bivalvia; Pectinida; Pectinidae. The record is from RefSeq and is a predicted model, not a curated record.
UCUAGCAGACCGGACCGUUCUCAAUGUCGCUGUCGACACGUCGGACCUACUGGUGUCUACUACUUUUAGCUUUUGUUAUUGAGGAAUCAAGAUGCAAAUCUUGACAAAUGAUGCAUUCGAGAAAUAUUUGGAGAGGAUUUCUUAUACUUGUUUUCCUUACUACGAUACAUCCUGUGAUAUCGGAUCAAAAAGACAUUGUGUUUUUAGUAGAUGUAACGUCAGGGGCCACAUCCAGUGAAUUUGACCUCGUUGUAGAUUUUAUAUACGAUGUUGUCUCACACCUUACCAUAGGAUCUAACGACAUGCUCAUUUCUGUGGUGACGUUUUCAUCUACUGCCACGGAAUCGUUCGAUUUGAAUGACUUUACCGACAGGACUGGCCUGUUGAACGCUAUUACGUCUCUAAAAUCCAUGACACCAUCUGGAACCAAUGGCAUGGUCACUGGCCUCAAUUACGUGAAAGAUAAUUCCUUUGAGACAAGUAAGGGAGCGCGCACUCUUGCAGACGACACAUUAGUGCUCAUUGCAUACAGCCAGUCAGCAACUAUUUUUCAAACGGCCCAAGUUGGAGGCCAGCUCGGCCUAAGUGAGAUUCAUGCGUACACAGUUGGUAUCGGGUCAUCAGUAUCAAAGUCAGAGUUGACCUUUGUUUCAACUGCUCCGGAUGCCGACAAUCACCAUGAUGUGAACAGUUUCAGCCUUCUGUGUGAUUUAGUGCCUAUACUUGUCCCCAAACUCGAUAGCGCAAGCAGUGUGACGUCAGCAGACGGAUGUCCGGUAACGACAACAUCAACCUCCACUACCACGACAACCACCACCACUACCACUACUACCACAACACAGACCACUACAACCACUACUACAGCCACACCUGGACCCCCGUCUCUCAAAGAUAUUAUUUUCGUGGUUGACGUGUCUUCUGGAGCCAAUGACUCGGAUCUGGAUUAUAUCACCGACUUUGUGUACAAAGUAGUGUCUGUUCUGACAAUAGGCGACAAUGACACGCUGGUUUCUAUUAUUACGUUCUCUGAUACCAUCGAGGAACAUUUCACACUUGACGUACACACAACUAGCGCUUCACUGCUGAGCGCAACGAGCUCCUUGAUGGCGUUGACUCCUAGUGGUAGCCCAUUGACCUAUGAUGCAUUCAGCUACAUCGGCUCCAACGCUUUCGACAAAGGGCGUUCAGCAGCUCCUGACGUCAUUGUCUUGGUGACGUUUAGCCAAUCAACAAGUACGACGCAAACGGCUUUCAACGCUCAGUCCCUGAGAGAUGCCGGUGCUAGUGUCUUUGUAGUCGGUGUGGGUUCUGCCCUGACGAGCGAUAACGACGAAUUGAUCGCUGUGGCAUCGUCACCUAGCUCCUAUUAUUUACAUUAUGUGGCCAACUUUAGCGAUGUGUGCUACCUGCUUCCUACAAUCGUCCCCAAACUUGACAGUUCCAAAAGCGCUACCACAGACGUGUGUUCAACACUGAUAACGGCACCAGUCACGGACUCUAGUGUAGACACGGAAGUACCUGAAGAAAGCGGGGGCGAAAGCGGGGGCGAAAGCGGGGGCGAUAACGCGAUCCUGGUGGUCGGGGCUGUCGUUGGAGGAGUCUGUGUUACCAUAAUGUUGCUACUCGGGACCUGCAUCCUUAUAAGCUUUUUGAAAAAGAGGGAUAUGAUAUCGAAUAAAACAGCAAUAAAAGAGCUCAGUCGAUCUGAUGCAAGCAUUCGCCGAAGUACAGAGGAGUUGAGUCGAGUAUCAGCGUCUAAGACAGCGACAGACAAUCAUGAACAUCACACACGUCACGAUUCAGACCUCUCGAACAGCAGCCAUGGGACUGCUUCUCCCGUGGCUCUUAUCACAGAACGGGACCUACCAGGUAUGAUUGUAAAAGAGCAAGAGGGUUUACCUAAUGACAGAGAUGUAGCGUCAAGUUUGGUGUCGAUUUCGGACCCAACCAAUGAAUCAGAAAAGACGUUUGAUGAAGGUUACAGAUCUAAUAGCCUUGAGAAUAGAACGCCGGAGUCUGCAGGGUCAGAUAAACUAAGUUUUUCCAGUUCAGAAAAAGACAUGUUUCGGCAGGACUUUGUUGACUGGAGGACUACCAGUCCGUGUGAGCAAUCGCAUGGGCAUAAUGCAUUGGAAUCUAUCCAGACGGAAGAACAAUUUGAAAAGGAUGAAAACAAUAUUAACACUACCGGUAUACUAAACGAGAAAGAUGAUGAUGAUGUUCAGAAAGAGGAGUCGAAGUACACCAAAGAUUUAAAUAAGGAGAAAUAUCUACAGAGUGAUAGAAUACAAACAGUGAUAACGUCUAAAAGUGUAUCCGAACACGCUCCAAAUUCAAAAUCUGGAAAUAUCCCCAAACAAAAAAGGCCAGCUUCACAAUCUCGAGCUCGACAUAAACAGGCCACACCUUCUUUAGCUGACGCCAUUCAUUCGAACACUCACGUGUCAAAAAAUGCAGAAGCACCAGACACAUCCAAACGUCGGAAUCCAAAAGAGAAGAAGAAGGUCCUAAUUCGACAGGAUACUCAGACAAGCAUCUACUGUAGGAGGCCUAGUAUGGUACACAUAGACAUUGGGGAAAUAUGACGACAGGAACACCUUAUCCUUAGUUCGAGAUUUCUGUGUGAAAUGUUGGACCAGUUUUCUAUUGUAAAAUAGAAAUUAUCCCGUCAGAUUUCAGAGAUACAUGACCGAAAGAAAAUUCCUAUCAGGUCUUAUUGUGUUCUGAAAUAGAAAGUAUAAACAGGGAACACUUACGAAAUAGACAUUUAAUACACUGAAGUAAAAAAGGUGGCUUACAAUCCCAUAUCAUUAUUUUCAUGUGUUUUUAUAUUGACAUCACACACAUCUACAUAGGGAAUAUCUGAUAGCAUUACUCAUUAUCGCAGGAAUUCAUUGAUUAAUGAAUUACACAAGUAACUGUAUAUCAUAUAUCUUGAUAAUAAUGGUAUAUAAUAGUCGACACUGUCGUUGUAGUGUGAACUCAUAUAUUCUUGGAUUUCAUAUAUAUGACGCAAUGGAACGUACUCUUUAUGUGUCGCGAUCAAUAUAUCUUAAAAUAUACCAGAACAAAGGCUGUGAAACAUUUCCGAUCUGCUUGUAAUUGUUAUGAGGAAUAGUUUAUUUUAUGGCUGUUUUGAGGAAUUUUCCUGUACAGAACAUCUUAUACUCAAACAUUGAAUAUUCAUAGUAUAUGAAAGUCUUAUUUUCAUUGUAAGUAAAUUGUUUUUAAUGUUUGAUUUAAGUUAGAAGUAAAAAAUAUCUUAUCAGUUAUUGAUUGUGAAUUUAGUUGUUCGAUUUUGUGCGCUAAAGCUUGUUUUGUUUGAAACAUUGAAAGUCAUAUGUAGUUUAGUUGAAAGCCAGUAUUUAAAUAGGAAUAUUUUCCUUUAUCUACAUCUAGUGCAAAGAGAUAUUUCAUUUUGUGCCAUUAACUUGCGUGUUUCUAUUAUGAAGGGGUGUGUGUGUUAUGCUUAUUAUCGUGUUUGGUUGUCACUUCUGUAUAUAGUUUGUUGUAAUUGUGUUUCUACAAUUAGCUUCUCCAAAGCAGAGUCAUUUUGUGUUACUUAUAACGAAACAAAGGUGGUGAUUUGUGUUUUGGUAUAACAUACACCACGCUAAAUUUAACUGAUAGAUACUGUUUUGAAUCGGUGCUCAAUCUCAAAGACUUCGUGUCAUUGUUUGUGUGGUAAUAGUGCGGUAUUUAUUCUUAAUGUCGGCUAUUGACCUCGGUCUCUCACUAUUCAUUCAUAGGAUGAUUGUCGUUGGCAAUAUUAUUAUCUGCAUUGUAUUUCACUAAAGGAUUUCUUUUUGCAUGUCCUGAGAACAUUUGAGACGUAUUAAUGGCAGACAGACAGACAGACAGACAAAUAGAAAACAAAGUAUAUCAUUGGUUGAAGAAAAAGAAAAAAUUAUGAAGGACAUAAAACAUAAUAUACAACAGUGAGUUUGAUGACAUUAAUUGUUGUCUCGUGGAUAUUAAAUUUUAAAACAAAAUGUCAAAUGUACAAUCCCUUGUGAAAUCAUAGU